CAGAGGGGAAGCAGCAGCACCUCCCUAACUGCAGAAGCGAAGAAGGCGAGGGCCUUUCUGCUCUGCUCGAAGCGAGGCACAUUUAGUGCACAGGUUGUGCUGCUUGGCUGACCGACGGGAGGAAUGGCUGGCUUGAGGCUCGGCUCAAUGUGAGCGCUGCGGGCCUCUAUAUACACAUCUAUACUCUCUCUACCUCUGCGCUGCGCCGCCGCCCUUGGGCUGCCUCCCUGCUCGUGGACAUCUGCGGCUGGGACGAAGAACACCCGACCCACCCAAGUGUCCUCUCUCUCUCUCUCUCUCCGCGUACAUACGCCCAUUUGUGAUGCCUCCGUAUUGAGUGUAAGCGACCGCGGAGAGGAUGGCGCAGAAGAAGGUGGUGCAGCAGGUGCCGCCCGGCUCCUGGCUGACGUGGCCCGAGAGCGAGACGACCAAGCGCAACGUCAUCGACCUCUUCGACGGCCAUCUGCUGAGCGAGGGCCUCCCAUUGGUCCUCAAGAACGACCCCAAGGCCACACGGACGCAGCUCAACGAGUACGAGACAAUCAUACGCAACAUCCUGCGGCUGUUCCGGACUGGCGGCCCAGGCAGUGACGGGCCCAGCCGUGGCACAGUGGGUGAGAAGGAGUGCGGCCCUGUGUCGUAUGGCGGCCGUGUGGGGGGCUUCACGAGCGGCACGACGGUGUUUGACGAGAUUGUGCACAAGUACCGGCUGCAGGAGGACAACUGUUUGAACCAGUACGAGGACAUCGUCUACUCGCUCAUGGCCAUCGCACUCAGAGACUACCCCCCGACCAACGAGGUAGGUGGCUGUCAGCCAUCCAUCCACACACCAAACACACGGAGGGAGGAUGGGUAUGUGGUUGUUUGUGUGUGUUGGUUGGUUGUCAGACAACGCGUGCGAUGAAGGAGCGAGGGUUCAGUCGGCUGGAGGAGUAUGCGCUGUAUCGAUUCCACUGGAAGCUCUUCAAGAACUACCGCAGGUGGUGCCAGUACGUCGACGUCAGGCCCUUCCCCUGGGGCGAGAGCAAGGCCACCACUGCCAAGCCAGCCACCAAGGGCGCGGCCACCGGCACGCAGCAGGGUGCAUCGGGAGGUGCAUCGGGGUCCAUGGCAGCAUACCUGAAAGAGAAAGAGAAAAUGAGGAAAAACCCAAAGACAUCACUCAGUGAGUAGUGACACAGGACGCGCAUCGAAUGGAUGGCGGCAGCACAGUGUGUGUGUGUGUGUGUGGUUGGGUGGAUGUCUGCAGUGUUGAUGGCGCGUGAGGUGGCGUUGUGGAAGUUGAUGUGGGGCGAGUCAGCGAACCUGCGUCACUGCCCGGAGCUGCUGCUGUUUGUGUUCCACUGGAUGAUGAAGAGCUGGGACGACGUCGACCCCACCAAGAUGCCCACAUACGUCGAGACCAUCACACCGGUCAUCAACGAGUUCUGGGAAGAAAUGCGGUGAGUGCGUGUGCCGCAGUGACCACACAGACAGACAGACAGACAGACACCCGCCCAUUUGUGCGUGUUGUUCCAUCCAUCCAUCGAUCAGUCGUGCCUCUGGUGACCAUCCCGUCAAGAUGAACUACGAGGACUUCAACGAAAUAUUUCACAAGGCCCCGGUGGUGCACAGGUGGCUGGGCGGUGUGGGCGAGAGGGGCCGCGGCGGCACCUGGAGGGGCAACUUCAUGGAGAUGAUCAAGGCAGAGACCACCUCACACCAGUUCCUCAGCCUGCAGCCGCCUAAGGGACGGAAGAAGACCUACAUCGAGCAGAGGAGCUACCUGCACGUACGCACCGUAGCCAGCGAGACAGACAGACAGACAGAGAGACCUCGAGGCACCCAGACACAUGAGGGACGGACUGUUUGUGUUGUCCGGUCAGUUCUUCCGCACUUGGUGGCGGUACUAUCAGUUCAACCUGGUCACCCUGUUCAUCAGCCUGGCAUACGGAGCGCAGAACAGAGGUGUGUGCGUGCGUACGUGAGUUGGUUGGUGAUCCGUUCAUCGAUUCACACGCACACACACACUCGGUGUGCCUCCCUCCCUCGAACGAUCAGGAUGGGACGCGACAGGAUGGUGGGGCAUGGUCACCGUUUGCGCAGCCACAGGCAGUGCCGUGCGGGAGAUGUUUGACCUCUUCUUCUACUGGCUGGCGCCCAUACCCCUUCUCCAGCGGUGCUACGACGCCAUGGAAGGCAUGAAACGACUCAACUGGUGAGAAGAAACAAACAGAGACAUCGUGCCCACUACACCCAUCUCCCUCUCUCCCUCUGUGUGUGUGUAUGUGUAGGUGGGCGCGUCAGAUCAUGGCUGGCAUUCGGUGGGCGUUGUUCCUGGCGGCCGUGUACGUGAGCCGCAGCAGCCCUCUGGGGUGCAGCGACCCCGCCCUGCAGCCGUCGGGCUACGUCGGCGGGGCCUGCUUCAUGUUCUACGUCCUACACGGCCUCUCCUACUUCCUCAUACGCGUGCGCAAGACCCUGCCGUGCUGGCAGAACGGGCCGCCCACGUGGAACACACACGCGACUUUCCAGGGCAACGCUACCAUGCUCAGCGACGAAUACAAACACAUGGUGAGGGAGGGAGGGAGAGGGGGGAGGGGGGAGAAGGGAUGGAUGGAUGUGUGUGUGUGUGUGCGUGUGUGUGUGGCGCAGUUUGGGUAUGCCUUGUUCUGGAUGCCGGUGUUGUGUUUCAAAUGGUGGAUUGGCUACCACGUCUUCGUGCGGGCCUUCCUGGACCUCCUCUUGCCCAUGAACCAAAGUGGCAGCGACCCCAUCCGGUAGGCAAGCUGGCGGGCCGUGUGGCGCGUACCAUGUCAUGGAAUGUGUGUGUGCGUGUGUGUAGGUAUGACUUCCUGGGAUAUGAGAUCAACGACAGGGUGAAGGUGACUCUAUACGUCUUCUGGAUCUCGCCGUGCAUGGUGCUAUACUUCUACGACAUCAUGGUCAGCCCGGUCGUGGAUAGACAGACACUGGGAGGAGCCUCGCCACGUGCGUGUCUUCAUGUUGUGUGUGCAUUGGUCAGUUUUACUUCUCGGUGUUCCAAUCCUUCGUCAGCUGGUGCAUCGGGUGGUUCAGAGGGGUAGGUCGGUCGGCCAGGCCAUCAAUGCGCCCACGUGCCAUGUGUGUCCGUCGUGUGUCAGAUCGGCUUCAUCACCGACCUCUCGGUCAUCCAGAAGGUCUUCCCUCUACUGCCUUUGCAGGUACGUGUGUGCGACGACUGAAUGGCCGCACCAGCCCACACUCUCUGUUUGCUCUCAGUAUGACCGUGUGUUGUCUACUGAUGCGGGCGGGACCGUCCGCAAGCUCAAGCUGGCCACCACCUCCUCCCCCAAGACGCUCGGCUGGGACUGGCUCGUCAGCGUCAUCACCUGCAACAUGUGCUGCGGCGUGUUCCAGCGGAAAAUCCGGCGAAAGGUCAAACCCACAUCAUACUACAUGUGGGUGCGAAUGAGAUCUGUCCAUUCACAUGGAUGCGCACGGGAGCCGAUCGCCUGUCUGUCUGCCUGUGCCUUCUCUCUCUGUGUGUGUGGGGAAAUGAGCAGGUCUCACUCGCGCCCCCACUAUGCGCUUCCGCUGCGGGCCCCCUCCCGCACCUGCAGCCGUCAGUCGAAGGCUUCAUGCACCUCCAAGAAACGGGGCCCCCUCACCAAGAAGGCCACCUACUCGUCCCUGGCCUCUGACGGCACCGACAGCCUCACGACAGUCCUCCUGCGUCACGUCCCCGUCUCGCCACGCGCAUCGCACCUCAUGCGGACCACCGCCAACGGCAGCUCCACGGCACCGCGGCGAGGCCUGUCCUUGCUGCACGGACAGGCCUCCAAUGAGGGCGACAGCUCAGUGUCCCCCAAGGCAUCGACGGCCGACAAGACGCCGCCCAGUGAUGCUGGAGGUGGUGAUGGCACGGUCCCCCUUCUGCAGAAGAGCAGCACCUCAUCCAAGAGCCCGGGGGCUGUGGAGCAAGGUCAAGGGUCCGGGGUGUUCUCACCGGGUGGCGCGAGGCUGUCGAAGGGGGGCGGGUCGUCGGGCAGCGACAAGGGCAAGGGCAAGAGGGGCUUCUUUCUCAUGGACGGCAGUGGCAGCGGCUGGGUGUCCUGGUGGAUCCGGGAGAUAUCUGCCGUCUACGACCACGUCAUCCCCCCAGCCACGGUGGAGAACCAGAUAAGGAGGUUCGGCUUUCUGUGGAAUGAGGUGCUGGAGUCGUGGCGCGAGGAGGACCUCAUCGACAACACAGAGAGGUGCAAGCUGCAGUUCAACGAGCUGCCGGCCAUCCACUUCAAAGACCUCAGCGUAUGGACAGUGAACUGGUGGACGGCAGGUGGGCCAUGUCUCUCUCUCUCCUCUGUGUGUGUGUGGUUGUCAGGAUUUGAACAUGGCCUUCUCUGACUGUGAGGGUUCCAGCCUGCGUGUGUCGUGGGAUGCUUCCGACAUCCGCCACCCCGUGUGGGUCUACUGCGACGUCCUCAAGAGCUUCACCAGAGAAUGCGAGGCACAUCAGACACGCGUCAACGAGAUAUGGGAGAACCUCAGGGUGAGCGACCCACCCAGCACGACACACACCACCAACACACAGACCAGCACAUCAUGUGGUCUGGUAUGUCUGUCUCUCCCCCUCUCUCCGUUCCCAGGACCACCAUCGGUUCAGCAAGGAGUCCCACCACUAUCUCCACGAAGUUCUGAAGCUGCCCCCGCCCACUUCCACCCCAUCCCGCCUUCGUUGGCCAGGCCCCACGGUCAACCACAAGGCCAAGGCAUCGCUGCACCAGGUCGGGCACGACUUCGUCAAGAAGCUGUUCGGCAACACCAGGGCCGCCGUGGGUGACCCCCGGUCGGACAGCCACCAGUUGCUGCUGCGGAUGGCGCUUCUCGAGAUCUACGAGGCGCUGUGCCUGUACCUGACGCGAUUCUUCCCGGACGGACACACUCUUACCUUGCGGCUCAGCGCCGUCAUGCAACGGGUGAGUGGGCGCACCAUACACGGUGAUCUCCGCUGUCUCCAUACCUUCGUGUCAACUUUUCAGGUUGCGAGUCAUCCGUUCUGUCUGUGUCUGCUGAACCUGGCUGCCGUGAAAGACCUCCAGGCCACCCUGGCCACCACUUUCGCAGCGGCGCAGGGCGACAACGCGGCUGCGAUAGAGGAGAAUGGCGUCAGACUGCUCAAGGCGCUUCAGAAGAUGGCCCUGCCGGCGCUGUUCCACACGCCCGGUUCGUCCGUGCUGGCCUCCAAGGGCAUGAAGCAGCACUUCCCCGAGCUGGUGGACUUCCUAGAGGCCCUCAGCGAGACCACCGCCGCGCGACAGUCCCUCAAGUCGAUGGUGGCGAGCCCCCUCCUCUCCUCUCGUCCCCCCGAUCGCGACAACUCGUCCAAGGCCGACACGCCGGCGGUGUCGUCCACCCACCCCCACAGCGACCCCGCCUCGCCCCCAUGCUUCACCACCCCACACGGGACGCCCAGCUUCGGCAGCUCGAGACACACCACCAUGUGUGAGGACGACACACCGGCCUCCAGCAUACAGUCCAUCCGCGACCCCAGGGUGUCCGGCCCGUCUGCCGCCGCACACAGGAGGCAGAGGCCGCCACUGCCGCCUGGGGGUGUGGGUGGGGGGCCGGGGACCAUGUGGAUGAGGAUGGACUUGGCUGCUGAGGUGGCCUACUGCGACAAACUAUGGCGGCUGGAGGAGCUGCAGGAGGGCGUGUGCUCCAACGAUCAGCUGACGGUGUCGGAGGCGCUGAAGCCCUUCUUUCGACGCUCCAACCGGAUCCUCACAGCCAAGGGACACGUUCUUAAGACCGCACUCGCGCAGGCCAGGUACUUCCGAUUCAUGACACACACGCGGAGAAAGUUCUAGGCUGAAGUGAGAGUGUGUGUGCGUGUGUGUUGUAUGUGCAGGUUGAAGUAUUUCUCGAGCUCGCUGUUCAUGGAGAUGCCCGAGGCGCCCAGCGUGCAGCGGAUGGUGUCCAUGUGCACCUUCACACCCACAUACACGGAAGACGCCAUGCUCGACGCCAGCGUAACCACCACCCGACACACAUCCAUCCAUCCAUAUGUCUCUCUCUCUCUCUGUGUCCAUGUGUGUGUGGGUGUUGGGAUUCAGAUGUUGAACGAGAAGACCAUGGAGGGUGUGCGUCAGUUCGAUUUCCUCCGCACCAUGUACUGCCAGGAGUGGGCCAACUUCCUCGAGAGAAUGGACCCACAGGGGGUGCGCUACGACUGGUACCAACACAGCCUCGCACACAAGAACGUCCUCAGCAAGAGCACCAACAUCAUGGCCGCCAAGUCAGCAGCAACCAGAGCAGACAACUGACUAAGUGGCUGAUGCACAUGGGUGUCUGUCUGUCUGGUGUGCACACACAGGUUCGAGAAGGACAUAGAGGAGUGGGCAUCUGAACGCACACAGACCCUCUGGCGCACACUCAAGUCCGUCAUGUACUACGAACAGGCCUGCAGAAUGCUGGUCAGCACAGCACAGCACAGCACACACACCCUCUCCCCCCUGUGUUGUGUGUGUCACGUCACUGCAUUCUCUCUCCCCUCUGUGUCUUCUGUCUGUAGGCGUGGAUGGAGUUGCAGGAGCAGCGGGGCGAGACGGCCCACCUGUGCCACGACCGCAACAUGCUCUCCUUCGAGCAGAACGACCGGCUCAACUGGACGCUCGUGCCAGUGCAGCCGGACAGCCCCAAGAAGCUGCAGGUCUUCCUGCGGUACUGGGAACGGUGCCGCGAGCGCAGGAAGGUCCUCGACAACAGGCCCUACGACAACGACCCUGUUGCCAAGGUAAGACGACAGACAGACAGACAAUCCUUCUCUCUCUCUGUUGGUGAUGGAUCCGAUCCCUUCAUCUCAGGCCCUGGCCACUCUCCGUUUCCAGUACGUGUUGACGGCCCAGACGCUGGGCGACGACCUCAAGGCCCCUUCGUCCAACCGAGUGGCCACGCUGCGUGUGCGUUGCGUGACCGAGAUGUGCAAGCGCUACCCCAGCAUGCGUGUGGCGGCCAUCGAGAGCUGCGACAUCCGGCUACCCGGCUCCAACAAGCCCAAGAGCGUCAAGUGCUCGGUGCUCUACAAGUGGGACGUGGGGCAGCAGAAGCUCGUGAGGGUCUACAGGGUGGUCCUGGGGCUGCUCGAAGGCGCCUGUGGCGCCAGGUGAGUGUAGGAUGACCAUAACAGGACACACAUGUGCCGCGUGUCUGUCUGGGUGGCUUGUGACAGGAAUCCCAUUGUCGGCGAGGGCAAGAGUGAGAACCAGAACCAUGCGAUCAUCUUCACUCGCGGGGAGACCAUCCAGGCCAUCGACAUGAACCAAGAGAUGUACCUCGAGGAGGCCCUCAAGCUGCGGAACCUCCUGCAGGAAUUCGCCAAGGACACCAAGAUGGCCAUUAUGGGAUUCCGCGAGCACGCCUUCCUCCCCGGCGCAGUCACCCCCUCGUACCUCUCCAACGUGCAGCAGACGUGCUUCACGGCCUUCGACGCGCGCGCCUUCCACAUGCCGAUGCGCAUCCGGUUCCACUACGGCCACCCUGACGUGUUGGACCGCUACCUCGUCAAGACGAUGGGCGGCAUGAGCAGGGGCAGCGCCAUCAUCAAUGUGACGGAGGACGUCUACUGCGGCAUGAACUACGUGCAGAGGGGAUACUCGUCCGCACAAGUCGACUACAUCAUGGUAAGGAAGGAGACACCCAACAUCACAACACGACUACGGCCACUCACAUGGAUGGAUGGAUGCCCCCCAUCUGUCGCUCUAAUUUCGUGUGUGUGCAGUGUUCCAAGGGCUGGCCGAACGACCUCGAUCAGGUGGUGGCGUUUAUGCGGAAGAUAGCCACAGGCAGCGCCGAGGCGCAGGCGGCCAGCCGGGACGCCUACAGGAUGGCCUACGGGAUGGACUUCUUCCGCCUCUUGUCGCUCUUCGUGGCCUUCCCGGGGUGGAACAUCCUCAACCCGCUGGUCUUCCUGUCCAUCUGGCUCUUUAUGUAUGGUCGCAUAGUGCUCUCCGCCUUCUCAUGUAAGCGACCGACCGAGCAACGACGAGAGAGACACAUCGAUGGGAUGGGUAUGUGUGUGGGUGUGUGUCCAGCUGCGAUACCUGUGCUGCUGCAGCCCUUCCUGGUGUCGGAGGAGCUCAAUGCCGUCACCAUCAUGGACCGCGUGUGGCUGCUCCUCUUCGCCAUCUCGUACCUCAAGUACCCCACACACCAACACACACCACACACAACCACACGACGCCCAGGAAUCUCAUGGACGCGUGUGUGUGUGACCCCGUGCACCACAUCAGGUUCGGCGCCAUGGUAGCUCUAGAGGAGGGUCUUGCCGGCGGCAUCAGACACAUGUGGCACCACAUACGGGCUCUGUCGCCUCUCCAUUACACUUUCACAAGUGCGCCGCGCCCUCUGGCCGACCAGACGGACACAGAGAGACACACGAACGAACAGAUGGACACCCCCCGACUGACUGACUCUCUGUUGGUGUGCAGUUGGCACGUGGCUGGGCAGCUUUGACGAGACAGUGCUGUUCGGCCGUGCGAAGUACCAGAGUGCCGGGCGAGGGUUCAACAUCAACCACAAGACGUUCGUUCACCUGUGGAAGGCCUACUUCUACUCCCACUUCCAGCUGGCCAUGGAGCUGCUCCUGCUGCUCUUCUACCUACGCGUACGAGUCGAGUGUGCAUGCCAUGCGUAUCGUUUGUCGUCUGUCGAACAAUGAAUGCCAUCCCGCUCCCUCUGUGCGUGUUUGUGUGUGGUUGCCGAUUGAUUGCAGUUUCUGCAGGACUUGCAGCCGAUGGUGGCCAUUCGGUGCUGGUGGUUCAUCCUGGUGCCCGUGUCCUUCCUGUAUGUGCCGCAUCUCUACAACCCCAUGGGCCUUGCUUGGAGCAGACUCACAUCAGACUUCACCGGGUGGUCCAGAUGGCUCAGAUCGAACGUAAUCAGUGCAGUGCCCCCAUCCAUCCAUCCACCACACACAACGAAUGUGUCUCAUGUGUCUCGUGUGUGUGUGUGUGUGUGUGUGGUCAGAACAACCAUGACGUCGAGGAGAGCUGGUACGCCUGGUGGAAGCAGCAGAUGGAGUUCCGCAACGGCGCAUCCCCGCUCAACAAGAUCAUCAUCCUUACAAGAGAGCUGCGCUUCCUUCUGCUCGGGCUCUGCAUUGCCAAAGCCGCCAACUGGUGAGCCAGCCGGGCACACGCACACGCACUCCUACACACCUACACACAUGAGCCAUGGGUGUGGAUGCAGGCAUUGGUACCACUUGGUGACCUCCCCUGGUGGCGCAGGAUGGUCGUGGGCGUGGGAGAGCAUCAGGGAUCUCGUUGAGAGGAGCCCACUGCUGGCCCCUGCCGUGUUCACGGCGCUGGUGGUUUUGGUCAUGGGCCUGUCCACACACAACCAGGACUACCACCCCUCCCUGCACACGCGCAGGGGGCAGAUCGGGUUCAUGUCGGGCCUGUCCAACGCAGGCAGCCGGUUCUUCACCCUGCUGACCAGGAUCGGCGCCUUCGCCCUCAUCGUCUUGUUCCUCUACAACCUGAUCACCGACACGACUUACCGGUUGUCAUUCGGCACUAUCGUGGGCGGCAUGGUCGCAUGCUUGCUGGCCUUCCUCUCCAUAACCACCGUCCUGGCCGAGUGUUUCGGCUUCGUCGAGUGGUCCCCCGUCGUCGAGACGCAUCGGUACGCGAGCAGCAGACAGACGCUCAUCAGAGCAGCGCAGUGGAGUAGAUGUGUGUGUGUCUGCUGUGUGUUGGGCAGGCUGUGGCAUUUCCUGCUGGGGGCGCUGCAGCUGGCCCCUCUGAUCGCCCUGGCGGCCCUCAAGUACGUCUUCAACACCAGCGAGCUGCAGACCUACUACCUGCUCAACUCGUACGGCGUGGCCCGGAGCCAGCUGCACAUGGGGCACGUCCGCAAGAUGCUCCAGAAGAUCCGCAUGGAGCAGAAACACCACUCCAAGCCGCAGCAGCACCAGCAGCAGCAACCGGGAACACCAGUCAACAACGCCAGCAACAACAACAACACGCCGGUCCAGACCCCCAAGAGCGACGCCGGGCGGGAGAUGGCUAUGGACGGCGUGUGCGACGACCAGCAGAGCGAGUCCCGGAUGCAGACCCCCAUUGCCAUCCGCUACCAGUACUCAUCAUCAUCUCCCGUGCCGACAGCGAUCACCUGUGACUCUGAGGCCGUGCCAGACGUCCCCGAUGACCCCCAGGUGCGCACGCCGCUGCCUGACACUGACACGCCGCAGAACAACGUCAGCGGCCAGGAUGACACCCCCCAGACAGCUGCAGGAGAGCCACAGCUAGCCCCAGACGAGCCGGAGACAUACGUCGACCAGCCACAGCCGCGGAGCCCCGAAGCAGCUGUGGACGCACCUGUUGACGCACCUCCUGAGGCAGAUCCUGAUGUCGAGACCCAGGCAGCACCAGCACCACCAGCAGAGGGUGGUGGGAUGGUGGUCGAGGACAUGUCAUUGGUGAUCGCAGACCGCGGCGAGGCCGAUGGCGCGUGUGUUGACGACCACGACUUGGACCGCCACUCGGUAGCUAGCAGCAUCACCAGUGACGGCGAUCUGAUGUCCUCAAAGCAGUCCGACAUGUUCGGCGAUUUGUUUGAGGAGGAGGAUGAAGAUGAAGAUGAGGAGACCCUCCACGACCCCGCUGUGCCACCGAACGACGGCCUUGCGCGUGAGAGCCCCGAGGCGUUGGUGGCGGGCAUGAUUGGUCGCGAGAGGGAGCGGCGUGCUGCGGAGCGCGCGAGGCAGGAGGAGGCCAUCGAGAGGGUCAUGCGGGAGGCCCGGGAGCGGCGGGAGAGGGAGGGGCCCGAGUCGGAUGAAGAGAGACACUGGUUCACAUGAUGACAUGACAUGAGAUGGGGCGGGCGGUGGGUGCUGACUGGGCGGUGAGUGACCUGGGCCUCCUUCAUACACACGUGUGGGUGGUGGGUCGCAUGCCCUGCGUACUCGGUUACCUGGGUUUUGCCUGCGAGCACUGACUGCAUGCCGUGUUAUGCUGCCGUGGCGUUCGUUCGGCCGUCCGUUGUUUUUGCUCCUCUCUUCGCUGUUGUAAUGCUCGGCCGGCCGGAGUCGGCUCGGCCGCUUUAUUUCAUUGUGGUAUCGUAACGUAGCCUAGCCUCCAUCCAUCCAGCCAUCCAUCCACCCACCUACCAUUCCAACCACCCUUCCAUCAGUCGCCGUGUUGUAAGAUUUAGAAGGCCAUGGGAUUUUCUUACUGAUCGAAGUUUGCGCUGCUGCUAAGUCGGUUCAUGCGUUGCCUUCAUGUGUUCAUGUGUUCAUGUGUUGUGCUGCGCUGCGGACAAGGUCGCCGGUCCUGCGCCAGCCACCCGGCCUCGCUCAUUUGGGUGCUGUGCUUUUCUUACUAAGACACAGACAGAAAACUGGGCUCAUGGUGCAUGUCGUCAUUACUACUGCGUGUGUGUGUGUUGGGUGGGUGUAAUUGCAUGUGUGUGUGUGUGUGUGUCUGUGCGUGUCUGUGUGUGUGUGAAGCCCGUAGCUAUGCUAGAGCUGUAUCGGCCACCAUUAACCAAGCAAGCAACCAAACAAGUGUAUGCGUGUUAUAAUGCUCCUCCCACGUUCGUUGUGUGUGUGCGUGUCAUGUCUGUCUGUGUUGUGGUGUCUGUCCUGGGUGUGCUGACUUGAGGUGUGCCCGCCUCAGGCGAACUUUUUGCAUAUCACCUACCUGCAUCCAUCCAUACGUACGUAUUUCUGCAUACAUACAAAAGAGAAAAGGGCGCUGUCACGGCACGGGCUGACAGACACUGACCGAUUGAAACAAGUGAAUUGCACACAGUCGCAUGCAUGUUUCCAUGUCCUUCUCUCUCUAUGUCUGGGUCUCGGUGUCUCUCUCUGUGUGUCUGCGUAUUUUCCUGACUGCUUGUAUGAUGGGGCCCACAUGAGUUGCAUGCCUGCCUGUGUGUGCUGUGUGUGGUGUGAACCGACCGACCCCUUUCGUACACCGCCCGUUUUUUGUAAGGCGUAGGCCUCUCGGCCGAUCGACGAUUUGAUGAUGCAGCUCCCUCCCUGUCUGUGUGCCUGUGUGUGCGCAUGUGCAUGUGUGGGUGUGUGUUGAUUUUGUUCCGUUUCACUUUUUGCGAGCGAGCAGAGCAUGCAAGCGGCGCAGCGCAGCGAAAGCCGGCAGGCCAGGCAGCCAAGCCAUUUUGUUAGUCUUAUCGUACGGUGUAUGUGUGUGUGUG
This is a messenger RNA of Vitrella brassicaformis, 12174 nucleotides long. The record is from the annotation of a GenBank genome assembly. Lineage: Eukaryota; Vitrellaceae.